CUUACAACCAAACAUAUUUUGCAAAAUCAAACGCAGAGAGGAGAGACAAACGGCUUUCCCACCCACAAGAUGUCUCCAUCAGCAGUUUCGUCAGACCCUCAGAGCUCAUCUGCUCACCAACAAGACCCUGCAUCACUCAAAGGCGGCAUCGUAUCUCUCGCCUCUGACGCACACCAUGCGCACGAGGAAUAUCAAUAUCUGGACUUGAUCCGCAACAUUCUCGACAACGGCGAGCAUCGUCCUGACCGGACCGGAACAGGAACAUACUCCCUCUUUGCCCCUCCUCCGCUGCGCUUCUCCCUGUCCAAACCCUCCGCCUCUUCCUCUUCAACCUCGUCUACAUCAGAUCCCUCUACUACAUCUACAUCUACUGCGCAGCCCUCCCAGUCUUCUUCCUCGCCCAGAGAUGCAGCCUCCGACACCGAUGCGCAAUCCUACACGCCAAUCCUCCCCCUCCUGACCACCAAACGCGUCUUUCUCCGCGCCGUCAUCGCUGAACUCCUCUGGUUCGUGUCCGGCUGCACAUCCUCCGUGCCACUCUCGGAGCAAGGGAUCCGGAUCUGGGACGGCAACGGGAGCCGCGAAUUUCUCGACAGCGUGGGGCUUUCGCACCGCGAAGUCGGCGACCUGGGUCCCGUAUAUGGCUUCCAAUGGCGCCAUUUUGGCGCCGAAUACGUCGACGCACGCGCCGAUUAUACGGGCCAGGGCGUCGACCAGCUCGCAGAAGUAAUUGACAAGUUAAAGAAUCGGCCGUAUGACCGUCGGAUCAUCCUAAGCGCGUGGAACCCCGCGGAUAUCAAAAAGAUGGCGCUCCCUCCUUGCCAUAUGUUUGCGCAGUUUUAUGUCUCGUUUCCGUCGAAACGACCUGCCGCGGGUGCUCGGCGGAGACAGACUGCAACAACUACGUCAGCUGAUGUAACUCGAGUUUCAACGGAAACUGCACACCAAUUACCACAGCAGCAGCAGCAGCAGCAUCAUCAUCAUCAUCCAGCCGAGACGCCGACUCCAGGUUCAGGAACGAGCACGCCUGUGCCUGUGCCGGUGCCGGUGCCGCAGACCCAGGAUGAGCCCUCAAAGACGGCUCAAGAGUCUCAGAAUCGAAAAGAAGAACGCGGCGUGCUUCAUUGCCAAUUAUACCAGCGCUCGUGCGACAUGGGUCUCGGCGUUCCCUUCAACAUUGCUUCGUACGCGCUGCUCACGCACAUGCUUGCCCACGUGUGCGAUCUGGUUCCCGGCACGUUUACACACACAAUGGGCGAUGCGCACGUGUAUCUCGACCAUGUUGACGCGCUGACGGAGCAGCUCCAGCGAGACCCGCGCGAGUUCCCGACGCUCGACAUCAAGCGUGAAAAGGGAGGUAGUAUUGAUGGGUGGCGAGUAGAAGAUUUUGAAGUCAAGGGGUAUUCGCCGCAUAAAGGUAUUGCUAUGAAGAUGUCUGUUUAAAGCUAUGCUCCCUCCCGGUU
Molecule: messenger RNA, 1463 nt
Organism: Xylona heveae TC161
Lineage: Eukaryota; Fungi; Ascomycota; Xylonomycetes; Xylonales; Xylonaceae
Product: thymidylate synthase
Exons: 2
Coding region: 70-1443 (457 amino acids)
Biological process (GO): dTMP biosynthetic process
Cellular component (GO): cytosol; mitochondrion
Molecular function (GO): thymidylate synthase activity
Source: RefSeq, a predicted model, not a curated record